AUGCAUGCUCGUGAUUGGUUUCUAGUAUUCAUCUCUGUGUUUCUGCCCCCAGUUGCAGUUGCAUUGAAGAGGGGUGUUUUCACCAAAGAUACAUUACUAAAUCUACUGCUGUUUCUACUGGGAUACUUCCCUGGUCUGAUCCACGCUUUGUAUAUCAUUAGCAAACAUCCUUACCCAAGCCAUGGCGGUGGGUUGACGCGUCCAAACGACGGCUACGGGUCUCUAAGUUAG
Messenger RNA from Lachancea sp. 'fantastica', 231 nucleotides. The record is from the annotation of a GenBank genome assembly. NCBI's taxonomy places the organism in Eukaryota, Fungi, Ascomycota, Saccharomycetes, Saccharomycetales, Saccharomycetaceae.